UACCUCGCGCGGCUCGCGAGUCGGGCGUGGGGCGGAGGUUUUGUCGAACAAAGUCCCGGCUCGGGGUCGGGCCGCGUGCCGCCGCCCGCCUCACUCUAGCGUUUUGUAUAAUUUUAUAAUGAACUAAUAAUUAUUAAUUUAAUAGUGAAAUAAAUAUUAUUUGUAUUAUGAAUAUGAUAUGAUAGUUACUGAAGCUGUGUGAAUGUCGAUUGAUAUGUGAAAUUAAUAAUUAGUAAGCAAAUAAAUUUGAACAAUUUGAAUUGAAUUUAUUUCCAUUUGAUCCCCAGCAAAUGUCAACAUGAACCAGACACACGCUACGCCACUUCCAUAGCACUAUGUAUCAAUAACAAUUUAUAUUUGUACUUCCGAGAGACUCCCAUUUUCACCAGGUCAGGAUCUGAUGAUGGAAUCCUAGGGAAACCGAGGGGAACUUUCAAAAUUGUAGGGGCCAGCAAUGCGUCCAUUGCGUUUUUAAUAAAGAUUUUUGUACACAAAAACUUAAUAAGGGUCGAGUCGGCCUGAUGAUGAAACCGACAAUCGAGGGAACUUCUCAAUCGUGUACAGUAACUACUUUAUGUUUGGGCUUAUAUCAUUUAUGUUGAUAAGAUAUUGCAGCGAUGUGGAUUCUACCUGGUAUAACGGGUCUAUGUAGCCUUAUACUAAAAGAAAAAAAUAAAAUGUAAAAAAAAACAAAAACUGAAAAGCAAAACAACUAUUCUUAGCACUGAUUCUGAUACCGAUAGGCUGCACCCACCCACUGACAGGUAACAAGUAUUGCACACAUUUAUUACACGCCGAUACUAGCGCCACCCUGGGCUCGGUAAACUCGUCCUUUGAUAUGAAGGCGAUGAAAGUACAUUACAGUGGCAACGUCGCCAGGCCACCAGGCUCUCGGAAGGCAUGGGGAGCUAUAGGUCGUGGCCACGCUGCUAACUUGGUGACGUUGCCAAAACCGUCACUACCGUCGCUUCGGCGAGGCGUUUAAUGAGUCAGAGCUGGAACGUGUACGGGCGCAGCGCAGCGGCUACAAGCUGCAGUGUUUAUGUAGUACUAAAUAUAGCGCGCGGGCGGACGCCGCCUCCAGCGCCUCUGCUAUCUGCGAGCAGCGGGCACAGCUUCCGGCCGCCGCCCCCGCCUCCACUCGCUGCUCAGUACUCAGUACUCAGUGCGGACUGGAGCCGACCACACCACCGACUACUAGUACACUACUUUUAAAGUCAAAGCUCAUUUAAUUGUAAGCAUAAUAUUUAUUUUGCAAUCUUACGUUGAGGUUAAUGAAUGUAACUUUUUAUAAGAACAUUAUACUAAUUUGUAAAGAAACAUUGUGUUCAAUGUUGUUGUGAUGUACUAAUUAAGAUACGAGUGUCGUGGCACGGAGCCGGUGUGUGGCUUUAUAAUACGAACGAAACGUUACCGCCGAGGACGUCGUCAGGAUUAGUGAUUGGAGUGGCAGAGCGCGGCCUGUGGCGCGGCGCAGCGAUGUUGUCGAUGUCGCGGCAGUGGGCGCGGCGCGGGCGGUGGCGCGCGCUGGCGCUGGCGGCGGCGGCGCUGUGCGCGCUGUGCGUGCGCGUGCCGGCGCAGCGCUCCGCCGACCUGCGCGUGCCGGGCCGCGCGCCCGCCGAGCUCGCGCACUGGCUCGCCGACUUCUCCAACCAGCUCGAUAUAUCUUCUUGGAGCGUUGAGGACGACCACAGCAACUACACGACGUGGCGCUACUCGGUGUCGUUCUCGUGCGGGCCGGGCUGCCGCGGCCGCGGGGCCGUGCUGGCCGCGGACGAGCCAGCCGGCGCCGCGCCGCAGCACGGCCGCGCCGCGCGCGCGCACCGCGUGUCGCUCGUGCGCCGCGACUGCACGGCGCUGCCGCUGCUGCCCUGGCCGCAGCUCUGCGAUGAGCUGGAGCUGCGAGCCGAGGUGUCGGGCGGCGGGGGCGGCGGCGCGCGGCUGCAGUGGGCGGCGCGCACGAGCUGCGGCGCGCUAGGCUGGGCGAGCGGGGCGUGCGCGCGCCGCCUGCAGCGCCACCACGAGCACGCGCUGCAGCGCCUGCUGCACGCCGCGCCGCGCGCCUCAUGAGGCUCCACACUACUCACUUUCAUAAAAACCAACUUCUAAUACGUGUCACAAACAUUGUAAAUAAAUAAAUAAUACUUCAAUAUUUGGCUUGACCCAAUA
Spodoptera frugiperda (fall armyworm) is the source of this 2169-nucleotide messenger RNA. RefSeq lists its product as uncharacterized. The record is from RefSeq and is a predicted model, not a curated record. The transcript is spliced from 3 exons. The coding region runs from base 1480 to 2070 and encodes 196 amino acids. NCBI's taxonomy places the organism in Eukaryota, Metazoa, Arthropoda, Insecta, Lepidoptera, Noctuidae.